Molecule: messenger RNA, 1146 nt
Organism: Aspergillus fijiensis CBS 313.89
Lineage: Eukaryota; Fungi; Ascomycota; Eurotiomycetes; Eurotiales; Aspergillaceae
Exons: 2
Coding region: 1-1146 (381 amino acids)
Source: RefSeq, a predicted model, not a curated record
AUGAGUUCUUCGUUUACAACUCAAUCUGACUCUCUCCAAUCCCCAGUGGCUUCCUCGGUGAUCUGCCGGACUCGGACUGGGUCUUCGCAGCCCUCCGUUGGAGCUUUUGAGGUCUCCGAGGAAACUUUGCCAGUUCCUCAUGAGGCUCCGACUUAUUCUCCCCAGUCUCUCGAAAACCCGAGGGAGCCGACUCCACCGCCUGCCUAUGAGCAUGAACUCACCAAUAAUUCGCCUCCAUGUAGGCUUCCCACCAAAAUGUCAGCCGCUCCCAUGGACGUCGAAGAACAACGACUCCCUGGCAUUCUAGUCUACGAAGUCAGAAUCUACCCUCAUCCUCUCCGUGUCCGGAAUGAUGUAGACGAGAAGUGGGCUUCCAGGUGCACUAUCUACACCCUCACAGUUCUUUGCUUGUUCAUGGUCUUCUUCAACCUCGCCACCUACUAUCAAGACAAGCGCGAUCAUAACAUCAACAACGAAGACAAUGACCGGUGCUCAAACCAGCACGACACGGCGCUCGGCUUGGCUUGCAUCCUGGGCCUGCUGGGAGCCGACCAUUGGUAUGCUCAUCGUUGGCUGCUUGCCGUCCUCAAGUCGAUGUGGGCAUUUUUGGAGGCUGGGCGUUUUCUUAUUUACCGCUAUGGCGGCAAAUAUGAUCCUCAUUCCGCGGGUACUCCUCCAGGCUUGUUUUGGCUGUCCACAAUUUCGUUUCUGAUGAUGAUCGUCACUAUUUUUUGGUGGCCGAUCGAUGCGAUGCUUUGGGGAACGGUAGCGCUCUUCGCUUGCGCCAUCGGUCUCAGCAUCCAGCGGGAUCAGGAUGAGAGCCUGGAGCCCCACGACCAGUGCUACAAGAAGCAGGAGAUCGGCGGCUAUCUCGCCGGGUUUCUGGGCUUGAUCGGCGGCGUCGACCAGUGGUAUGCCCAUCACUGGGCCCUGGCCGUCUUCAAAUCGAGCUGGGUGAUUUUGGUGCUGGUCAGGAUUUUCUUGGCUUCUUUUGUCGAGUUCGAUCCCCCCCUCAACCUCGAUGACCUGGACAUGGCCUGUUUUCUUGCAGUGGUUGUGACCUCGCUCUGGUGGCCGGUCGAUACGGUGCUUUGGUUGAAGGGGGUCUAUAGUGUGCCCGGUUGUGAGGGUGGGGGUGGCUUCUAG